Messenger RNA from Eruca vesicaria subsp. sativa (arugula), 564 nucleotides. The record is from the annotation of a GenBank genome assembly. Lineage: Eukaryota; Viridiplantae; Streptophyta; Magnoliopsida; Brassicales; Brassicaceae.
ACACAACACCACAAGCUUGAUAAAGAGAGAUAACUUUCUAAGAGAAAUCUCUUAAAGCUAUCACUUCUUCAUCAAUGGCUUACUCUAAGAUUGCUCUUCUCCUUGUUUUGAAUGUCAUCUUCUUCACUUUUGUCAGCUCGACUCCCGCCCCUUACCCCAAACCCACUUGUAAAGAUGCUCUGAAACUUAAGGUAUGUGCCAACGUGUUGAAUUUGGUUAAGGUUUCUCUACCACAAAAGGCCGAAUGCUGCAGCCUUGUCCAAGGUCUAGUUAAUCUCGAUGCGGGAGUCUGUCUCUGCACCACCUUGAAGGCUAAUGUCCUUGGCAUUAUUAAUCUUCGUGUUCCUAUUUCACUCAGUGUUCUCUUUAACCAGUGUCGUACCAAGGUUCCAUCUGGUUUCCAAUGUGCUUAGAGAUAGCACAUUUUAAAUCGAUGUUCUAAAUUAUCACUAAAAAUAUGAUUCUUGUUUCAAUAUUCUUGUUUUAUUCUACCAUUAUCUUCCCUUUAAUCUAUUGUUUGUAAUUUGUUACAUGUUUUAUCAAUGAAAUAAAGUGUUAUCUUCU